Messenger RNA from Notothenia coriiceps (black rockcod), 2796 nucleotides. RefSeq names its product netrin g1a (gene ntng1a). The record is from RefSeq and is a predicted model, not a curated record. The transcript has 8 exons. Lineage: Eukaryota; Metazoa; Chordata; Actinopteri; Perciformes; Nototheniidae. Gene Ontology annotation, biological process: animal organ morphogenesis; axonogenesis; tissue development. The coding region runs from base 1037 to 2536 and encodes 499 amino acids.
UUGGGCGGGCGGUGCUGAAGGGAAACGUCCAGAAGAGCGGAUAUUCUCAGACGCCGAGUGUAAUUGGUGUGAUUCCUGUCCCUGUUGGGUGGCUUAAACCUAUUCAUAGCGCGGGAGUAGGAUAGAGAGAGUGGGGAUGAGAUCCGCGCAGUGAUCCGCACGCAGUUGGAAAGGAAGGAAUUAUAAACAGGAGGGACGCACACGACUUGGUCAAAGUUUAUUUUGCGAAGUGGGUUUUUUUCCUUUUCUGCGGACAUCACUGCGCCUCAGAUUGACGCCGUGAUGGAAUGACACUUGGAGAGAGGAUGAUGGACACUUUGGCACCGGAGCUCCGUCUCAGAAAUCCCCCCGCUUACACCAGGCGCGGUGCUGCUGACCGAGCCCUCAGGACGGUGAUCAGUCAUUUGUUUUGAAGUGGCAGGAAAAUCCUCCUCUUGAUCGUUUUCUCCAAACAAGAGUGAGAGAUGGUGCGCACAGCGAUUCCUCUGAGACAGACGUGCGUACUCAUCACAUUGCCGUUAAGGAGCGCGUCUUAAAGAGCUUCUUUCUUCAUCCUUCUUCAUUCUUCUUCUCUGAACUUGUUGAACGGCGUUAAAGAGAGAGCAGGGGAACAGGGAGUACCCUGUACAAGAAAUCACCACAUCGCCACGCAGGAAGAGGACCAUGAUUGACAGCCGGGCAAGCUGAGGAGACCUGUCACUCAUCUUCCUAUCAGUGUGAAAGAGGGCUAUCUCCUUCUCGCCUUCCCCCCCCUCUUCCUCCUCCUCACUUCCACCCUACCUAAAUCCUCUCGUCUUAUCUACUCAAUGGUCUGGUAACCUCACUAUCCCUCAUAGUUAUCCAGCACUCGAGAAAAAGAGACAGAAGUAGUAAAGAAAAACAACGAGACACUUCUAAACCUUCCCUCGCUCCACCUGAGGGGAGCUUGGCAUGCCUCCUCACUCCAGUUGAGUGAGUUGUAGAAAGAGGGAUCCCUUGUUAGUACAGAAUACAGGAGAUACAGCUCCUCGAAGAAGGAGCCCAGAGAGGACCAGUCAUGCGUUUCCAUUUUGCGCUGACGCUGUGGACCAGCGUGUGCCAGGCCGUGCAGCACUACCCCGCCGCAUGGGGCCACUACGAUUUGUGUAAGUUCCAGAUUUACACAGAAGAAGGCUUAACCUGGGACUACAUGGCCUGCCAGCCAGAGGCCGCAGACAUGACCCAGUACCUAAAAGUCACUCUGGAUCCCCCCAACAUCACCUGUGGAGACCCUCCGGAGACAUACUGUGCCCUGGAGAACCCCUACAUGUGUAACAAUGAAUGUGACGCCAACACAGAGGAACUGGCCCACCCUCCAAAGCUCAUGUUUGACAUUGAGGGCCGUAAUCCCACUACUUUCUGGCAGUCCACAUCUUGGCAGAAGUACCCAAAGGCCCUUCUGGUAAACAUCACGCUAUCAUGGAACAAGACCAUCGAGCUGACUGAUGACAUCGUCCUCACCUUUGAGUCGGGCCGGCCCGAGCAGAUGGUCCUAGAAAAGUCUCUGGAUUAUGGAAGAACCUGGCAGCCGUACCAGUUCUAUGCCACUGACUGUCUGGACGCCUUCACCAUGGAGCCCAAGACGGUGCAGGACCUGACUCAGCACACACUGCUGGACAUCAUCUGCACAGAGGACUACUCACGAGGGUACGUGUGGAAGUAUGACAAAACGGUGCGCUUUGAGAUCAAGGACCGCUUUGCGCUGUUUGCUGGGCCCCGACUCCACAACAUGGCUUCGCUUUAUGGCCAACUGGACACCACCAAGAAUCUGCGGGACUUCUUCACCAUCACAGACCUGAGAAUCCGUCUGCUGCGGCCUGCCACAGGAGCUACCAUGGUGGACGAGGACAAACUGACCAGAUACUUCUACGCCAUUUCUGACAUCAAAGUCCAUGGCAGGUGCAAGUGCAACCUUCACGCCAACAGCUGUGUGUUUGACAAAGAGAAGUUGGGCUGCGAGUGUGAACACAACACCACUGGGCCUGACUGUGGCCGCUGCAAGAAGAGCUACCAGGGCCGAGCCUGGAGUUCUGGCUCCUACCUGCCCAUCCCCAAGGGCACCGCUAAUAUCUGUAUCCCUAAUAACAUUGGUCCAGUUAUUCGGCCGAAUGUGUCAUCCCUAGGUGUCGCUAACCGAAAAGAAGAGUGUAAUUGUAAUCCCUUUGGCUCAGUCAAUGAUCGCUGUAAUGGCACAGGAUUUUGUAUAUGUAAGGAGGGCACUACAGGGCCUAAGUGUCAGCAGUGUCUACCUGGCUAUUUGUGGGACGAUGGCUGCAAAUCCCGGGUGUGUGACAACGAGCUCCUGCGCUGCCAGAAUGGGGGGGUGUGUGUGAACAACGUGCGCUGCAGCUGUCCCUCAGACUACUCCGGCCUGCUGUGUGAGAAGUCCCGCUGCGAGGCGGAGCUGGGGGGCUGCCGGGGCCCCGACUCGGGGGCCGCCCUGCCUCCCCCCCCCCUCAGGCUGCUGCUGCUGCUGCUGCUGAGCUCCACUCUGCUGGGGGGGGCCUCGGCGCUCUGAAGAGACCGGGACCUGGUUGGAGUUUGUCACUCCCACCUUCUCCACUCUUACCCCCCCACCCAUUUCAAAUAAUCAACCAUUAAACAAGAACAUGAGCUUUCUGGACUAUCCAGAGCUUGUCCGCCAGACUCUAAGGACACUCCGCUGACGAUAAGAGAAUGUGCCAGACUAAUGAGUGCAAACACUUUUCAUUGAAUUUCAAAGAAUAUAUAGAAAUGAAAAAAAAACAUAUACUUCUAAAAAUGCCAGAUAUUAUUUAA